Messenger RNA from Branchiostoma floridae (Florida lancelet), 4940 nucleotides. RefSeq names its product TBC1 domain family member 31-like. NCBI's taxonomy places the organism in Eukaryota, Metazoa, Chordata, Leptocardii, Amphioxiformes, Branchiostomatidae. Gene Ontology annotation, cellular component: centrosome. Gene Ontology annotation, molecular function: protein binding. The coding region runs from base 390 to 3686 and encodes 1098 amino acids. The transcript has 24 exons. The record is from RefSeq and is a predicted model, not a curated record.
AUUGAAAUUCAUCAAGUGAACCAAGCAGAGAUUCAGAAGUGAGACGUCCUAUUAGGAUUGGAUUUUGCCGACUGUCUUCUUACUUUGAUUGCUCCCAAUGGACCUACAGUCGUGCUAUGGCAUUGUGUGUAUAAUCUGAGUGGAGAACAGCAUUCUGAUUCGCUCCGUUUUACGACGACGCCCACUUUAUAGUAAUUAUACCCCGGUUUACGUUUACAACUUUACUUCCUGUAUCCACCGAUGACAACAGUGAAGGCAGCAGAUAAAAACGUAUGCGGACUGAUGUGGUUUACACUACGAAACCGCAGGGUUUUGAGAUUACAGUUGUCUCUUUGGUAGAUUGAUUUUUUCUUUAAUAAUUAUUCAAUCAGCAAGUUCCAGCAACAAUCAUGGCACAGUCACUUGACGUCUGUAAGAGAGAAUCGGGGAAGAUCUGGCAUCGCAAACCUGCCCCCUCCAGCGACGAUGGGCUUGUAGUGAGCAUCAAGCACACGUUGGGGACUGCAGUGUCUCCACACGUGCGAACUGUCCGCUUCCUGCAUACCGCAUUCGACUCUACGGGGAACAGUUUCAUCGCUGGUGAUCAUCAGGGCAACAUCUACAUGUUUGAUGUGGCCAAAAACAGGUUCUCCCUGGUCCACAGGAUCGGACAGGCGUGCACGGCUCUAGCGUUCGGCCUCCGCAGGAAAACGGAAUUCCUUGCUGCCCUGGCAGACUACACGCUCAGAUGUUACGAUACAGAUUCCAGAGAGCUGAUAGCACAGAUGAAAGGCCACGACGCUGGCGUGCACACCAUUUCUCUCCAUGCCUCCGGGCGUUACGCAAUCUCCUCGUCGAGCGAUACGGCACAGCUCUGGGACCUGGACACCUUCCAGAGGAGACGGAAGCUGAAUAUUAAACAGUCGGUCGGAAUUGUGAAGGUGUUCUUUGUACCCCUGAGUAACACCAUCCUGACGUGCUUCAAGGAUGACUCCAUAUUCGGCUGGGAGAGCGACACCCUUCAGUGCAGAUUCCAGCUCCCAGUCCCAGAAGGCAAAAGCCCUCAGUACAAGGCCUUUGCCUGCCCCCGUGAUGGGCGGCUUCUAGCGGCUGGGGGGAAGUCCAACUUUCUCCAUCUGUGGGCGCUGGACAGCAGGCAACUGCUGAGGAUCGUACAGAUGCCACCCAAGGUGCGGGUGGUGCGACAACUCGAGUUCCUUCCAGACAACUUUGAUGGUGGAUCAAGUCAGACUCUUGGUGUUUUAAGUCAAGAUGGCAUCAUGAGGUUCAUCAACAUCCACUCCUGCAAGCUGCUGUUUGACGUUGGUAGCCAUGACAACCGCAUCACCAAUGCCCUGAUAGGUGCAGAUGGCAGGCAUGUGGUGUGUACCAUGGAGGAUGGGUCCAUCAAUGUGUACAGUGUGCAGGCACUGACGUCAGAACUCAACAAGCCUCCACCGCCGCUUUUGAAAGUGGUGUCCUCUGACAAGGAGAGAGAAAAGUCCAUCGUUUCCAGAGUGAGUGAUGUACCCAGCAUCGCGAGACCCAAAUCUGCUGCGGGGGGUAAAGGUGUGCGACCCUACAGCAGGACGGCCACGCGUGUGCCGAGGAGGGUCAGAGGUCAGCAGCCUCCAGACAGAACAGACACCGCUGUGGAGACUGACCUAUCGGAUGGGCUGCACAGGGGAAGACUGCUCUCCAUACUUAAAGGAUUUGGAGAAUACCCAGCCAAAUACAGAAUGUUUAUCUGGAGAUCCCUGCUGAAGCUACCAGAGAACCAUGCAGCGUACAGCGCACUACUGGACAAGGGUGUCCAUAGUUCAUACGUACGGCUCCAUGAACAGUACCCUAUCAAGAGUCAGAAGCUGCUCAGGGUGCUGCAAAGGACACUGUCAGCUCUAGCCCACUGGUCCCCCAUAUUUGGAGAGACAGACUACCUUGCCCUGCUGGCCUUCCCAUUUGUCAAGUUGUUUCAGAACAAUCAGAUGGUCUGCUUUGAAGCUAUAGCAACAAUUCUUGUGAACUGGUGCCAGCAGUGGUUUGAGUAUUUCCCCAACCCUCCCAUCAAUGUGCUGAACCUGGUGGAGAACCUGCUGGCUUAUCACGACAAGCACCUUCUGCAGCACCUCAUCACUUAUAACAUCACUGCACAGACAUAUGCAUGGCCGCUGCUGGAAACCCUGUUCUCAGAAGUGCUAACCAAAGACGAGUGGCUGAAACUGUUUGACAACGUCUUCUCCAACCAUCCAUCCUUCCUGAUCCUGUGUGUGGCCGCCUACGCCAUCUCAGCACGGGGACCACUCACUAAAUGCACUGAUGUCAGUGACUUUGAGUACUUCUUCCACCAUCGGAAUGCCAUAGACAUUGGAGCGGUGAUUCGGGAAGCGUACCGUCUCCAGGACACGACCCCCGAAGACAUCCAUCCCCGCCGCGUGAUGGAAGAAUUUCAACCCCUGACCCGGGGACAGUACCCAAUCUUCAACAAAUAUCCCACAUUCAUAGUGGACUAUCAGGUUAAGGAGAGGGAGAGAAUCAGAGAGGAGGAGCUUCAAUAUCUGCAGGAAAGACAAGUGACAGAGGAGUUGAAGAGAGAGACAGAGAGAAAGAGACACCAGGAGGAGGCGUGGUACAGACAGCAGGAGCUGCUGGAGGAGGCUGAGGAGACCAGGAGGAGAGUCAUUGCAGACGAGGAGCAGAAACUUACCGACCAGCGUGUCAGGCUUGCUGCCAUGAGGAGAGAACUGCGGGUGAAGGAGCUGCAGUUACUAGAUGCCGCUAGGCGGCGCUUCAUGGAGCACCAACAUAGACAGAAGGAGACGGAGCUGAAGAGACUGGAUGAUGAGAUUGAGAGAAAGGUGCGACUAAGGGAGCAGGAGACACAUGCAGCCAUAGAUGAUGUGGAAGUGAAGAACAUGGAGCUGCAUGCACAGAGGGGGCUGUUCGAGCAGGAGCUGGCUCGUGAUGAGGUGGCAGCAUCGUUCCUACGGCGUGCCGACAUGGACGCGCACAAGAGACAACAGGACCUGGAGGACAGGAUACAGCAGAGGAUAGGGGUACUGGAGAGGGAGAGGGAGCAGAUCAUCAGGAGGGAGGUUGAGCGUGGUCUGGCCCGUGCUGAGCAGCAGAAUGUGGACACACAGAUGGACCUGAGGGUGGAGCAGAGACAACAGCUGGACGACUUGGACAGGGAGAUCAGGAUGUUACAGCUUGCAAAAAUGAAUGCAGCCAACAGACAGGUGGAAGAAGAGGUACACCAACUUAUGAAGGAGCUAGAGAAUAAGCAGCUUCAGGAAGACGCAGCAGGGAGGGCAAGUCUUCAGAAUCAGCGGAAAAUAGCACUGGAGGCUGAGCAGAGGAGGAUGGGUCUACUGAGGGAAGAGCAAGGGGAGGAGCAGCAGUUGACAGAACAGCUCAGACAGGAUGAGUCCUUUGAGAGGUUACGAGACUUGAGGGACAAGGGAAGGCCUGAUGGGGGGAAGACAACAGAGAACAAGUGUCUGAACAACUCAGGGUCUGGAUCAGAAGCAUCUUCACAGUUUUCCUUGGACCGUGGUCGUCAGACAUUUGAGAGAAGGGAGCAGGAACUGAUGAAGGAGGUGAGGGACAUGAGGAAGAAGCUGGCUGAGAAGACACGACAGACACAGCCUCCUCCAAGCUUUAACGUGGAUGAUAAUGAUGAUGAUGACCUCAGUGGGGGAAGCCUCUAGACCAGGCACAUUGACAGGAUUUUUCUUCAGAAUAAACCUUUGGGAUUAUACAUAGCCUCAGAAAAAUUAAGAUGAGUCAGGAGUUGGAUGGUUUGCAAACAAAAUGUUGUUUUUUUAUCACACCAUGUUCAUGAGAUGGAAAAACAGUUUUCCAAUGUACAUCGAUGAAGGUUAGACAUCCAGGUACUAAUGAGAUAUGCCAUAAAGCAGUUACUCAAGCAACUGGAUAUGAUUUUGGAAACGGUCACAGACAGUUCAGUUCAGUCAUCCGUUCGGUGACACUAUAAAGUUCCUCCAGGCGGCUCUGUCACGCAUGAGACAGGAGGUCUUCGUCAGACAGACAUUUCAGAUACCAUCCACUAUCUUUCGUUAGUGACACUGAAGAGAUCUGGGAGAAACUGGUCUUUUAUACCCUAACUCGUCUUCUGGACUGGACUCUUUUGCAUUCAUAUUUAGGGUAUAAAAGACAAGUUUCUCCCAGAUCUCUUCAGUGUCACUGACGAAAGAUAGUGGAUGCUAUCUGAAUUGUCUGACCGAUUCCAAAAUCAUAUCCAGUUGCUUGAGUAACUGCUUUUUAGAGUUUUCCAAUGUUUUGUUUGAUCUGACCAUGUACGUGAGAUGGAAGGAGACCAUUUUUCAAAACAAUCUGACUGCUUGCAACUGCCAUUUAUUAUAGAUUUGAAUGUUUGCAACUGUGCUCACUCGGUAAACUUAAUGUAAGAAACAUUGUUCAGUUGUUACAAGCAUAUCUCAUUUAGAUUUUCUGCAUUUUGGAUCUUUUGCAAUGAGCCUUGUUCAGCUCCCUAAGUUCAAAUUGUAAAUAUAGUUUAUUUUCCUACAAGAUACAAAAUGUAGGUAAAAAAAAUUUAUUCGCUGUUAGUGAAACAAGUAAAAAUUUAUUUGUAAGAACUGGACUUGAGAUUGUUUUGCUUUUGCUGUGUUUAGGAAGUUGAAGUGUGCAGAUAAAAAAAGCUAGAACAGAGAACCAAGUAACAUUGCAUAUUAAGGACAUUAGUAUCAGUAUGGUUUGAUCUUUUACACUAAUUUGUAAUGUUAUGUACAAACACUUGAAGUACAAUUUGACAGAGAGAAUGUCUCUUACCAGUAUCUAUCUCUAUGUAUAUUGCAAAAUGAAACUGAUUUUUAAUGAAUAUUCUGUAGAUACACAGUCUAUUGUAACAAUAUGAACCAUAUUGGUGUAAUUGUUACUUUUGUUAACUUUUUUUGAGUGAAAUAAAUUUUACACAGUUUUCA